Labeo rohita (rohu) is the source of this 2593-nucleotide messenger RNA. RefSeq names its product zinc finger MYM-type protein 1. Gene Ontology annotation, molecular function: protein dimerization activity. The transcript is spliced from 4 exons. The record is from RefSeq and is a predicted model, not a curated record. Bases 82 to 2400 code for a protein of 772 amino acids. Lineage: Eukaryota; Metazoa; Chordata; Actinopteri; Cypriniformes; Cyprinidae.
GAAAGAGAAAAUGGCUGAUAAGUGUCAUUUGUGUCUGCUGGGACUGAUCAUUCUCUCUUCACUUCUCACAGAUUUGAAGACAUGCAGAAAAUUACAACAUUUUUCAAAAAACAAUCAGACACUGCAAAUCAGGAGGAUAUAGGAGGCUCAAGAGAGAGAUCAAGCAUCAAAGAUGUGGUCAGUGAGGGUCAGGAUCCAGAAGGUACUCACCGCUCGCAAUCCAGUGAUCAAAUUGUGAGGUUAAGGGAAGAGAAUGAGACUGCAGAAGCCAGAAAAGACAAGGAUGACCUAGGUGACCUUGAGACAGGUCCUAAACAAGUGAAACUUGCCCAAUAUCCAAUGAGCUAUUUUAAGUUUCAAAUGAGAGCAUUCAAUUCAAAAUGGUAUGACAGUUUUGUCUGGCUUGAGUACUCAGUAGAAAAAGAUGCAGCAUUUUGCUACUGCUGUCGCCUUUUUGGAAAACAACAUACUCGAAUCAACAGUGACAAACUGCAGAAUCAGGGCUACAAAAAUUGGAAGAAAGCCCUCAGUUCAUUCAGAGAACAUGAAAAAACCGCUGUUCACGGUGCCAGCAUGGCCUCAUGGCAAGGCUUCAAGAGUACAAAAGAGUAUGGUGAUAUAUGCAUGCAACUGCACUCAGCCAGUAUAAAUGAAAUCCAGGAAAGGCGUGAAUACCUACGUCGCAUUGUUGCAAUAACAGGAUUUCUAGCAAGACAAGAUAUACCAUUUCGUGGGCAUAGUGAAAAAGAGAGCAGUGCAAAUCAAGGAAAUUUCUUAGAGUGCUUCAAACUACUGUCUCAGUUUGAUCCAUUCCUUCAGAAUUACACAGCUGCCUCUAAUUCAACAUAUCUCUCUCCAGUCUCUCAAAAUGAAUUCAUUCAGAGCUUUGCUGAAGAGGUUACUGAGGAGAUCAGAAAGGAAAUUAAGUUAUCUGGCAUGUAUGCUGUAAUGACAGAUGAGGCCAAAGAUGGCAAGACAGAACAAUUAGCUGUCUGCGUACGAUAUGUAAACUCAGAUGGUAAAGUGGUGGAACGUUUCCUGGGCCUUCAAGAACUAAAAAUUUUUGAUGCAAAGACAAUCACAAACACAAUUGAAGCACUGCUUGAUGCCAAUGAUUUGGGAAAUCUGACAUGUGUAGCUCAGACGUAUGACGGUGCGUCUGUGAUGAGCGGCGCAUCUGGUGGUGUACAGGCUCUAUUCCGAGCCAAUCACCCAGAAGCAAUUUACAUACACUGCUACGCACAUGAACUAAACCUUGUAUUGUGUUGCACAUGCAGGGCGGUUCAAGAAGCAGCAGAUUUUUUUGACUGCCUAGAAUGUGUUUACACAUUUUUCAACACCUCUCUAGUAAACCAUGAGAAGCUGAUUGCUGUACAAAAACAGCUUGGUCUACCUGGCCAUGAACUUGCUCAGCUUUCAAGAACUCGCUGGUCCUGCCAGCUUGCAUCUGUUACCGCAAUGCUUGAAAACUACAGUGCUGUCUUAACGUGUCUUGAAGAAAUUGGAACACCUGUUGCAGUAGGUCUCAGGAUGAAGUUGUGCAAGUUUUCUGUGGUCUACAUGAUGGUAAUGUUUGAGUGUCUGUUGUCCAUCACAGAUGGGUUGCACAAAUAUCUGCAAAGAGUAAGUCUGGAUUUGGCUGAAGCAGUAAUGUACAAAGAAGCUGUCUGCAACACGCUGAAGGCAAAACGAACUGAUGAAAUGGCACAGAGCCUGUACAACAGAGCAAAGGCUAUUUGUCAGGCAAAUGGCAGUGAUGGUCAAUCCUCAUCUCCGCGACGCAAACAAAAGCGAAUGAAAGAAUUUGUUGUUGAAUCAACUUGUGGUGCUGUUGGUACUGAUCUAGGAAGCUCCGACAAUCUGAAGAGACAUCUGUACUUCCCUUGUGUGGAUCGGAUGAUUAGUGAGCUCAGUCAAAGGUUUUCAAGUGUAGGAGAUAGUAUUCUGAAGGGUGUACAGGCCUGUCACCCAUCUUCAGUAACCUUCUUGUCACAGGAUCUGCUCAAUGAAGUUGCACUGCACUACAACAUAGCGCUUCGUGCAGAAGAAAUCUAUGUGGCAAAACAUUACCUGGCAAAAAAGAAUGAAGAAUGUAGCAUUCCAGAUAUACUCAGUGUAUACCUCCUGCUGGACUGUGACAUGUUCCCCUCUCUCAAAAAACUUUUUCAGAUUGUACUAACACUGCCUGUCAGCAGCUGUACAUGUGAACGAUCAUUUAGUGCCCUGAGACGCCUGCACACAUGGUUGAGGCGAACUAUGGGUCAGGAAAGACUUCACAACCUUGCUGUUCUUUCAAUUGAAAAGGAAUCUGUUAACUCAAUUGAGCCAGGAAGAGUAAUCGACAGAUUUGCUACACUCAAGUCAAGGAGACACACACUGAUUCUUCCACCUAAAAAAUAAGAGACAAAAAAUUAAAAUAUUGCUGUGAAAGACAUACAAACAGCAAUAGAGGAAAGACGACAAAGACAUGGCGAGAGAUUAACUAGACAUACAAACAAAAUAAAAUAAACAGACGAGACUGAGAUACCAGGACAAGAAAAUGAUAGACAAUUCACAGACAAUGAGAAAUGCAAUUGAAAUGCCAGAUAAGAAG